AUAUGAUAAAUUCAACCAAUUCAACUGUAGGCCAUCAUUCGCCAGUCAGUGAAAAUGCAACAUCAUCCUCAAGAGCUAUUUAUGAUUCAAGUAGUAUGCUACAGUUAAAUCCUAAAACAGAGGAUGACGUUUUGUGUGAAAGUAAUCCUCAAAGUUUUUCUAUGAUAGAUGAUGAUAGUGUGGACAAACUAGACAUUGAGGAUGCGAAACGCAUGUUGCGAGAUGUUAUGCUUCAUAUUCGAGCAUACGAAACAAUGCUGGAAAGAUCAACACGGGAAUUUGGAUUAAAAGUUGAGUUUUACCAAUAUGGAAUUGUUUGGUGCCCGCUUCUAAUGAGACGAUUUUUUAAC
Molecule: messenger RNA, 350 nt
Organism: Racocetra persica
Lineage: Eukaryota; Fungi; Glomeromycota; Glomeromycetes; Diversisporales; Gigasporaceae
Source: the annotation of a GenBank genome assembly